This is a messenger RNA of Phytophthora nicotianae INRA-310, 432 nucleotides long. RefSeq lists its product as hypothetical. The transcript has a single exon. Bases 1 to 432 code for a protein of 143 amino acids. NCBI's taxonomy places the organism in Eukaryota, Oomycota, Peronosporomycetes, Peronosporales, Peronosporaceae. The record is from RefSeq and is a predicted model, not a curated record.
AUGCGUCUACACUACUUCCUGCUCGUGGCUGCACCCAUGCUUCUUGCAAGCACCGAUUUCGUCGCAGCCAGUACCGACUCCGCUCACACCAAGCUAUCAACGGCUGCGGAAUCCACCCACGGCGUUCGCAUGCCUGCUCGUGCUUUGACCGAAGGGAAUGACAAAAGAUCUCUGCGAAUCUCCAAAACGAAUGAUGAAGACGACGAAGAAGAAAAUGAAGCUAGGGGUAUCCCCGUGGUGUCAUUUUAUACUGAUGAGAUAUCCGCCCGUGGUUUGAUCAGGUUCCUGAAGAAGAAGUCUAUCAUCAGCAAGGCCCGCGCUAAAGAACUGAAAGCAUCCGAUGUGUCCAAAGAAGCAAUUGCCGAAAUGUACUCAAACUACGUCGCGCUUGCAACGAGGCCAAAGAGGGGUGAAGCUAUAUACUCGCCAUGA